CGUACCGCUCCUGUUUGUUUUCCUGAAACACCUGCCGACAAAUAACUUCAAAUAUCACAAACACCAGCUCAUUUACAGGAAGGUUUUGAUGUUUUCUCGCUGGAGGAUUCUUUAGUUUUGGUCUCAGCAGGUGGGAAUGGCGUCACUCUCAGGUUUGUCUCGUCUGAGCUGAGGCUGAGACUCUUUCCAACAUGUCAAAGCUCCAGAGUCUGCUGCCGGUUUGGGUUCUGCUGCUCGGUUCCUGGACGGCAGACGGAGCUCAGAACAGAUCGGAGGUCAGUUUUCCCUCCAGCAGAGACGUCGUGGCGAAGGAAGGGUCCAGCGUCGUCAUCGAAUGCAACGUAACCGACGGCAACCAGGAAGUGAAAUGGUUUAAUCCUAAAGGAGCUCUGCUGGCCCACGACGCAGGUGGGAAGUGGCGGCUUGAAGAAGCCGACCUGAACAUCACCGUGGUUUCCUUCGAUGACCGCGGCCGCUACACCUGCGUCGCCGGCGGUGCCAGAAACUACACGGUGACCCUCCGAGUGGCCUACACCGACAGUGGCCUGGGGCUUUACUACGUCGUCGUGUGCCUGGUGGCCUUCACCAUCACCAUGAUCCUCAACGUGGCCCGGCUCUUCAUGGUCAGCAGCCACCUGAAGAAGACGGAGAGUGCCAUCAACGAGUUCUUCCGAACCGAGGGCGCCGAGAAGCUGCAGAAGGCCUUCGAGGUCGCCAAGCGAAUCCCCAUCAUCACCUCGGCCAAGACGCUGGAGCUCGCCAAGGUCACGCAGUUUAAGACCAUGGAGUUCGCCCGGCACAUGGAGGAGCUGGCUCGGAGCGUCCCGCUGCCGCCGCUCAUCCUCAACUGCAGGACGUCCACCGAGGAAAACCCAGCGUCCGACCCGGUGGAGGCAGAAAACAUUCAGGCGAUCUGUCCACCAAGUUCUGACAAGAAGGAGGAGGAAGAGGAGGUGUUGAUGUCAAAAGAAAGACGAGGAAACGAUGGUGGCAGUAUCGACGUCAAAGUGUCAGUUCACACAGUUUCUGAGGAGAACAUUGGUGAGGAUAAAAUGAAUCUUGAUGUCCUCAAACCAGGUUCAAGAACAAGUGUUUCGUACGAGAGCAACAUAUAAUCUGUCUCAGUAACAGAAAGCGAGUUACAGAUGGAAUCUUUAGAAAACCAGGGGCUUUUUUAUCAUUUAGUAUAUAGAGCUUCUGACUUUGACGUUCUUGAAGAUAUUUGACCUUCGGGCUUCAGUUGUCCUUAUCCAUUAGUUAGAACUAAGUGCAUUGAUGUCAAAGUCUCGGUUCGGGUGGUUUCUUAGGAGAACAUUGGUGAUAUUAAAGCAACCAAAAUGUGUUUCAAUGUCCUCAAACCACGUUCAAAUACAAGUGUUUCACGAAUAACGUAUAAUCUGUGUGAGUCCCAUCAGAGACACAAAGCAAGAUCAAGAAAUUACAAGAAAAUCAUAGAAGUUGGUCAUUACUUAGGAUUUAGAGAUUCUGACUGUAAUAGGAGCUUCAGUAGAAAACAACUGGACUUCUCUUUUAAGUUCCUGAAGACUUUUCCCUUCAUCCAGGAGGCCUCAAUCAUCCUCAGUCAGAAGGGAUUGUGUUGACAUCAAAGUGUCGGUUCAGACAGUUUCUGAGGAGAACAUUGGUGAGGUUCAGGAAACCAAAAGGUGUCUUGAUGUCCUCAAACCAAGUUCAAGAACAAAUUUGUCUUAGGUAGUUAGUUAUUGGUCAGGAAAUCGUUAGAAAAUCGUGAGGCUGGUUAUCGUUCAGAGUUUAGACUUCAGUUGAAAACAACUUUGUUAUUUCAGAUAACAGUCUUGCUUCACUGAUGAAGAUUUUGUCUGAAUUUGGAGAGUUUCAUAUGUUUUCAACCUGGGAGCGUUUAUAUUUUUACUCUCAAAAAACAACAUCUUAGAUGAGAAUCCAUCUUAAAGGUUCAAGAUCUCCAGAAAUAAAACUACCUUGAAAUCUGGGGACAUUUCACCUUCAUCCACAAGUCUCCAAUCAUCCCCAUCCGUUAGAACUGAAGAAGCUUCCCGAUAGAAGGUCUUCAAGAACCUAAAAGAGAAGUCCUGUUACUGUCUGUUGAAGUUUCUGGUUUAUAGUGACCCGGAUGAAUGAGAAUCUAAACAGAUUCUGCUCUUACUGAAUUGUUUCUCUGAAUCUUGUUUUAAAAAGUCUGACCACAUCUGUGUUUGUUCCAGUUUUCCUCGCUCCUUGACAUUUAUUUUCAUCUUCCUCAUGCCUGCAGUGGAUUCCAGUUUUUCAUAUUUAUUCUUUAGCAGUGAUGUUGAAGGAACUGCAUCAGGUCCAGGUUUACUUUCUAGAAUCAGAAAACUGUUUCUGAAAAACAGGAUUAAGAAGAACCCUGAGGAGACUGAAGAAGAUUCCACAGGACUUUUUGGUCAUAUUCUAACCAGGGACACUGCAUUUACAUGAUAGUUUGCUGACAGGCAAUGUAUUUUAUUCUUAUUGUUGUUACUAGUGCUAGUUUCCCUCUUUAGCCGAGUCUUUCUGAUUUAAGGGCUCAUUAUCCUCCUUCAGACGUCGUUUGCUGCUUUUCAUUCUGUUCACUUUGACAGUCAGUCUACAGAGCUGAACGCUGCAAUGAAACAUCCUUUUUAUCAGCGUGUUGAUUGUUUCCGUGUCAGCGCUUCUGUCAGUCAUUUAAAACUCACGGGAUGAAGUCAACUAAUCCCCAUAGCACUUUAUUAUCGUCUCCGUGUCGGCUUUUGUUGAUCAGGAUGGCGGUUAAUUGCAGGUUGGGUUUGGCUUUAGAGUGACAACAAAGGAAGUCUACAUUUAAAAUGAAGAAAUCUGAAAUGUUAGGCAGAAUUUUGGACAAAGCGACCAGAAAUCUACCUGCGACUUUCACCUCUGUGAGACGGUGACAUAACAGUGUGAUUAAAUUGACAUUAGAGCUCCACGGCAUGCCAUCCGUGAUGGAAAACGUCUGAAACUUUGUGCUCAUAAAUAUUCAGGUGCGAUCGAUCAUAUUUUGUUGGGUGGAGGUUGUCGAGAAUCAGGGACUUUCAUUUAUUAUGAUGAAGUUUGGUGUCUGUAUUUAUGGUGAUUCAUCUUGUUUUUUUGGCACAUUUAGCACGUAGACGCUCAUCACAAGUAGACUGUAACUUUAUGAGACUUGAACAAGUAUAGAAGACAACUAGUAACUCUCUAAUUUAUUGUUUUGUUGAGAGUUUUGCACAUAUAUGACUGUGAAUGCAUAGAUCGACCAUGUUCUAGGUAAAGUUGAAAUGUUUGCCAUAUUCUAGUAAAAACAGAGCAUAGAAAUGUGUAAAUUGUUUGACAGAAUCAGUUUGUAAUCUCUUUUAUAGCCUGAAAUUCAAAUUAGAGGCCAAACAAACCUUCAGAAACCUUCAUAUACAGCUUUUUUUUUAUUUUUUACUGUGUCUCAGUAGGAUGUCUAAGAAAACUGCGUCUAUAAGCUGCAAAAACUGUGACUUGAAACUUGAAAAUUACAGUUGAACAAGAGAUUUUUGGGACUGUUUUGUAUGUGCUGCAGAUACUUUAUGGAUUUCUGGGUGAAAUGGGUUCACAUUUAAAGGUGUCUGAAUAAUGAAAAGUGGAGCCAGGAAGAUCGUUUUUGUGGACUGAAAGCAGUGAAUUUCAGAUAAUAAACAAUAAACACGAUCAAACACGUGGAUUAUGUUGUAAACUUUGUUAUUUCUGAUCCCAGUGUUGCUCCUCUCUUUCAUAUUUUGUUCACAGUUUACUUCUUUGGUUUUUGGAUCUGAAAAAUAAGUUCUGUAAAACAUUUUGGCUGAAUUUUGAGAGUUUUAGUUGUCUUCAGACCUCAGAAUUUCUGCAUGUUCAUCCUCAUAAACACAUCUUACCUGAGACGAAAUUUUCAAGGUUCAAUAUCUCCAGAAAUCAAACUGACA
Acanthochromis polyacanthus (spiny chromis) is the source of this 3899-nucleotide messenger RNA. Its product is annotated as microfibril-associated glycoprotein 3-like. The record is from RefSeq and is a predicted model, not a curated record. Bases 192 to 1115 code for a protein of 307 amino acids. Lineage: Eukaryota; Metazoa; Chordata; Actinopteri; Pomacentridae. The transcript has 3 exons.